This is a messenger RNA of Scomber scombrus (Atlantic mackerel), 4328 nucleotides long. It is a transcript of the gene iqsec3a, whose product is annotated as IQ motif and Sec7 domain ArfGEF 3a. NCBI's taxonomy places the organism in Eukaryota, Metazoa, Chordata, Actinopteri, Scombriformes, Scombridae. The transcript is spliced from 15 exons. Gene Ontology annotation, biological process: regulation of ARF protein signal transduction; actin cytoskeleton organization. The record is from RefSeq and is a predicted model, not a curated record. Gene Ontology annotation, molecular function: guanyl-nucleotide exchange factor activity; protein binding. The coding region runs from base 1 to 4242 and encodes 1413 amino acids.
AUGGAGAGCCUGCUGGAUAAUCCAAUGAAAGCCGUUCUAUACUUGAAGGAGCUCACUACUAUCGUGCAGAACCAGCAAAGCCUGAUCCAGACGCAGCGCCAACGCAUCGACGAACUCGAACGAAAGGUGGAGGACCUGAUAGGAGAGAACCGACAGUUGCGGGACCCUCAUCAAUACGUCCAGCAGCCCACAGCUCCACAUCAUCAUCACCACCAUCACCACCACCCGACUCACCGUAGCACCAGCCCCCAGGCGCCCGCCCACCUCCAUCAGCACCCGGGGAGCAACAAAGCUGCGGCUCACCUCGGCCAGCAGGAACAGCAGCAGCAGCAGAUUCCUGGGCUAUCGGCCCAGCCUCAGCAGCAUCCGACCCCUCCUGCUCCAUCCUCCCACCACCCGCAGCAGCUGCAGCUCGUCCCCACCUCGCCGCAGUCUCCCAAAGCGAGCCAAACCAGCCCGGACUCCGUCGAGGAGGACAAGAGGAGCCCCUGCUGCAAGUCCCUUGUUCCGCAGACUCCCACCACGCUCUGCCGAUCAGUUGGACUGGCCAGGAAAGCGGACAACCAAACAGUGCUUCAUCAGUUCUGCUGCCCUGCCCCAGAGGCCCCUGAGGGGGAGACCUCUACCGCUUGUGUCCCCAGCGAUGACCUUUCUCCAGACUCGUCUAAGGGGGAGGAAGGGAAGGGAGGAGAGGGGGAGCUGCAGAGUGAGGUCCAGUCACAACCACAGCCCCAACAGCAACAACAGCAAGAGACUCAGCCACAGACUGAACCACCACAGCCACAGCCCCAACCAGAGCCUACACAGGAGCCUGAACCUGAACCUGAACCUGAACCUGAGCCUGAGCCUGAGCCUGAGCCUGAGCCUGAGCCUGAGCCUGAGCCUGAGCCUGAACCUGAACCUGAACCUGUGCCUGAACCAGAGCCUGAGCCCAAAGUCGAGGCCCCGAGUGAGGAAGCUGCACAGGAUGCCCCUAAAGCCCAGUCGCCUACCAGAGAGGAGCACACAGAGGGGGAGCAAGAGAAGCAGAAGACAGAAGAAGAUGGGGAGGCAAACAGAAAUCAAGAGGGAGAGGAGGUGCAGGCCGAGCGACAUGAGGGCGAGGCAGCACAGGAGGAAGAGGAGGAGGAGGAAGGGGGAGGAGCAAAAGGAGGUGGGGCAGGGAGGAGAGCCAGUCUCCACCAUACGGCCUCGCCCUUGAGGGUGCAGCGCAACGGGGCCGGCUCGCACUCCGCCACCUCCGACUAUGAGCUCUCGCUUGACCUCAAAAAUAAGCAGAUCGAAAUGUUAGAGCACAAAUACGGCGGCCACCUCAUCUCUCGCCGUGCUGCCUGCAAGAUCCAGACUGCCUUCCGCCAGUACCAGCUCAGCAAGAACUUUGAGAAGAUCCGUAAUUCGCUGCUGGAGAGUCGUCUGCCUCGGCGCAUCUCCCUGCGCAAGGUCCGUGUGCAAAACACGGAGGGUUUCUCUGCUGAACGGGCCCUGGCAGAAGGCUGUAACUUGGCAGGCAUCCCAUUGGUGCGCUCACCAUCUCUGCCUGCCACAGUUGGUGGCACCCUAACCGACCUGGAAGAUUCAUUCACUGAACAGGUCCAGUCACUGGCAAAGUCCAUAGACGAUGCACUCAGCAACUGGAGCCUGAAGACCAUGUGUUCACUGCAAGAGGGCGGAACUUAUCAGUUCAGUGCCGACUCCUUCAGUGCAGCAGCAGCUGCUGCUGCAGGAGUAGGGGUUGGAGGAGAGGGAGCUGGUGUGGGAGAGUCAACAAUUCAUCAAGGCCCGGUGGACCCAAGUGACCUGUCAAGAAGCGCAAGCAAGCUGAUGAUGGCCUUCCGGGAUGUGACAGUUCAGAUUGACAGUCAGAACUUCCGUGUUUCAUCUUCAGUCAUGGAAUCGUCCACUUCUGUCACCCUUGGCAGCUGCGUCCAACAAGAAGGAUCCUCUCCCACUGUUACAGCUACUUCCACAACAACAAACUCCACUCCAGCCUCCAUUCCACCUUACUUUUCACAAGAACCCCCUCCUCCCCCAGCAGAGGUUCCAGCUGAACCCAUAGAUCCCCCACCGCCCCCACAAGAGCCCCCACCACCUCCAGAAUUAGAUAUAGAAGAAGAUGAUCAGGAUAUUGAAUUCCCUGCUCCCCCUCCAAGUGAAGAAGAGUUUGGGGAUGAUGACCAACCUCCCUUAACCCCUCUGGACAAGAUGGCUGCCCCUCAAAGCCCAGAGGAGGUGGUGUUGCUGCUGCCGCCACCACCAACAGAACUCCCUCAGGCCCCUCCACCACACGAGGCUGUACCCUUUGGGAGCUCUCCUGUGGUAGAGCCGCUGGAGGUCAAAAGGUGUGGUUCUGAGAUGGCAGACAACAGCUCAGAGCAGAUGAGCAGCAGCAGCACAUCCACAGAGGCGCGUUCCACUUCUGAAGCCUCAUCAAAGGAGGCACUGCAGGCUAUGAUCCUCAGCCUGCCACGCUACCACUGUGAGAACCCCACCAGCUGUAAGUCACCCACGCUAUCCACUGACGUCAUGCGAAAGCGCCUCUACCGCAUUGGCCUGAACCUCUUCAAUGUAAACCCCGACAAGGGCCUUCAGUUCCUGAUCUCACGAGGCUUUAUCCCAGACACACCUAUUGGUGUGGCCCACUUCCUGCUACAGAGGAAGGGCCUGAGUCGACAGAUGAUUGGAGAGUUCCUCGGCAACAGCAAGAAGCCCUUCAACAGAGAUGUCCUAGAUUGUGUGGUGGAUGAGAUGGACUUCUCAGGCAUGGAGCUGGACGAAGCACUGAGGAAGUUUCAGGCCCAUAUUCGUGUCCAGGGAGAAGCUCAGAAGGUGGAACGUCUUAUCGAGGCCUUCAGCCAGCGCUACUGCAUGUGUAACCCCGACGUGGUGCAGCAGUUUCACAACCCAGACACCAUCUUCAUCCUGGCCUUCGCCAUCAUUCUGCUCAACACGGACAUGUACAGUCCUAACAUCAAGCCUGACCGCAAGAUGUUGUUGGAGGACUUCAUACGCAAUCUACGAGGUGUGGAUGACGGAGCGGAUAUCCCCAGAGACAUGGUGGUGGGAAUCUAUGAAAGAAUACAACAGAGGGAGUUGCGCUCCAAUGAAGACCACGUCACCUACGUCUCUAAGGUUGAGCAGUCCAUUGUAGGCAUGAAAACGGUUCUCUCCGUCCCUCACAGAAGACUGGUGUGCUGUAGUCGUCUUUUUGAGGUGACAGAUGUCAACAAGGCCCAAAAACAGGCUGCACACCAGAGAGAAGUCUUCCUCUUUAAUGAUCUCAUUGUGAUAUUGAAGCUAUGUCCAAAGAAGAAGAGCUCAGCAGCCUACACUUUCUGCAAAGCCAUGGGCCUUCUUGGCAUGCAGUUCCACCUGUUUGAAAAUGAAUACUACCCCCAUGGCAUCACCAUCCUCUCACCUUUUGGCUCAGAGAAGAAGCAGGUACUUAACUUCUGUGCCCAAAGUGCUGAAGAGCUGCUCAAGUUUUUAGAAGAUCUGAAGGAAUCUAUCGCUGAGGUGUCGGAGAUGGAGCAGAUACGCAUUGAGUGGGAGCUGGAAAAGCAGCAAGGAGCAAAGACACACUCGGUAAAGAACAACGGCACACAGCUAGAGCUGCGUGGCAAACAGGGCUCCCCAUCAGGAAACCAGGAGGUAGAUGACAGAAGUGGACACAAUGCAGUGGAGGUGUCAAUUCACAACAGGCUUCAGACGUACCAGCUCAGCAGCAGCAUGGCUCGGAGUCCCGAGAGCGUGGCCCUUCUUAACCACCAGGGGGAGCUGCUUUUCCAGCAGGGGCCCCAGGGGCUAACCCAAGGGCCAGCACCUCCACCUCAGCACCCACAGCUGCAGUCAGCGGCGAGCACCCCCGCCCACCACCUCCACCUCCAGCAGCACCACCAGCCCGCUGUCAGCAUGGCUGAUCUGCGGCCCGAGACACUCAUCCAGUGUCAGCAGAUCGUAAAGGUCAUCAUGCUCGACAACAGCGGCCACGGUCACAUGGAGGCCUUCCUCAGCCAAACGCCCACACACCACCACUACCAGCAUCACCACCACAGCCACCACCAGCUCAGCCAGUCGGCCAUGUCCACCCCGGUCCGCUCACCGGACAGCUCCCAUGGCAACGACGGCCACCAGCCCCCGCUGCCUCCCCCACCUCCGCCUUACAACCACCCGCACCAGUAUAUACCCCCGGAUCCCCGCCUCAGUCUACAUCGGACCCCAAGUGGCUCUCGGAGCAUGGUGUAAAUAAAGCUUAAUUAGUAUUCUUUCCCUUACAGAUACACACACACACACACACACACACACACACACACACACACACACACACACAC